Molecule: messenger RNA, 1299 nt
Organism: Wyeomyia smithii (pitcher-plant mosquito)
Lineage: Eukaryota; Metazoa; Arthropoda; Insecta; Diptera; Culicidae
Exons: 1
Coding region: 1-1299 (432 amino acids)
Biological process (GO): DNA integration
Molecular function (GO): nucleic acid binding
Source: RefSeq, a predicted model, not a curated record
AUGACCGAUAUUGAGCGAGAGUCGGAAACGGAUAGCUCAAUCAAAGCUGUCAAGAUUGCUUUGCAACAGGGUGUAUGGAGUAACGAUGCCACUCCCUUCAAAGUGUUUGAGACUGAGCUAUGCUUCGCUGGAAAAAUAUUAUUGCGUGGAACAAGAAUGGUUAUGCCACAGAGCAUGAGAAGGCAAACACUUGACUUGGCGCAUGAGGGUCAUCCGGGCAUCUCAUUGAUGAAGCAACGACUUCGAGCAAAGGUAUGGUGGCCAAAACUAGAUACACAAGUUGAAGCAUACGUCAAAAACUGCCGAGGAUGUAUACUAGUAGCGGCCCCUGCUGCUCCUGAGCCGAUGAAGCGUAGAGAGCUUCCAUCUGCACCUUGGCAUCACUUGGCAAUUGAUUAUCUGGGCCCACUACCUUCGGGGCAUUAUUUAUUAGUGGUGGUGGAUUAUUUCAGCCGUUAUAUUGAGGUUGAGGUUACGAAGAAAACAGAUUCUGCUGAGACCAUCAAGCGGUUGGACCCGAUAUUUGCUCGUUUCGGUAACCCAUUUUCCAUCACAGCGGACAAUGGUCGACAAUUUAUAAGCGAGGAGUUCAAAGACUAUUGUGUUUCGAAGGACAUCAAGCUAAUUCAUACAACUCCAUAUUGGCCGCAACAAAACGGUGAAGUGGAGCGACAAAAUCGAUCCAUUCUGAAGAGGCUUACGAUCAGCCAGGCAACCAAUGCUGAUUGGGAAGUGGAACUGAAUAAGUAUUUACUGAUGUAUCGUUCCACCCCCCACUCAACAACUGGAAAAACGCCAUCGGAAAUGCUCCUUGGUUACAAUAUCCGUGAUAAGGUUCCAUCCAUUCAACCGAAGGAUAUUGAUGAGGAAGUUGUUGAUAGAGACAAGGAGAAAAAAGAUAAGGGAAAAACAUAUGCCGAUGAGCGACGUAAUGCUAGACCGAAUCAUAUUGCUGAAGGAGAUACAGUAUUGUUGAAAAGGAUGACGAAGGCCAACAAGUUGUCAUCGAAUUUUGAUCCUGAGGUAUUUAGAGUAAUCAAAAGAAAAGGCGGAGAUGUCGUGGUUGCCUCAGAAGAGUCUGGAGUCGAAUAUCGCAGGCACGUUUCUCAUUUACAGCGCAUCAACAUCGAUACUGAAACCUCAACCAUUGAACCGGAUACGAACCAGCCAUCAUCAUCAUCAGGACCAACCCCAAGCAGUGAAAAACAGACAUGUGAAUCUACAACAAGCUCUGAGCCAAGAACCAAGCGGACAACACGCCAGCCAACGUAUUUGCAGGAUUAUAUUCACCAUACUUAA